Messenger RNA from Brassicogethes aeneus, 1573 nucleotides. Lineage: Eukaryota; Metazoa; Arthropoda; Insecta; Coleoptera; Nitidulidae. The record is from the annotation of a GenBank genome assembly.
AUGCCUUUUCUUAAAAAAAGAUCCAAUGAACCUCCCAGGUCCAAAAAAAUCGAAAUGGCCACCUAUAGGCAGGGUUUAAGACAUGCCAUAUUUAAUUCUGCCAAUGAUAAGUAUAUUGGAGACUGGAAAGACGAUGUAAAAUGCGGAAAGGGAAUAAUAUGGACGGCCCACGGUAAGUUAUACGAGGGCGAUAUGGAAAGAAACUACCGACACGGGUUUGGAGUGCUAGCUGGAAAAUUACCGUUACCAAUUAACAACGUCUACAGUUUGGAGUACAGAGGUGACUGGAAAAAUGGACUUAUGGACGGAGAUGGACUUAGAGUCUACCCGGAUGGUAGCUUUUAUAAAGGGCAAUUUCGGAGGGGGAAAAGACACGGUUUUGGGCAAAUAUGGUACGCAGAUGACUCGUUUUAUAGCGGUGAUUGGUUUAAGGAUGUAAGGCAAGGUUUAGGUAUGUUUGUGUGCUCAAAUGGAAAUAGAUAUGAAGGAAAAUGGUUUGACGAUUUAAAACACGGGGAAGGUCUUUAUUUCCACUUGGAUUCUGGACAAAUGCAGGAAGGAAUUUGGAAAGAAAAUUAUUGCGUUUUUAGCACCAUGAAGGAUAUACCGUUUAGACAAACCAGCACCGAUCCAACUAGAUUCGCAAUUCAAAAUGCUGAAUUACGUGACGAUGACGUUUUAAUUCGCGACAUGACGAAUCUGAUGCAAAGCCCGACUUACACUGCCCUACAGGCUUGCGUAAAAAACAAUAGUAUUACCGACAUGUCGCUGACUACAUGGUAUAUGUUGGAAAGUGAUAGCAACGUCAUUUAGUAAAAAUAUGCUUUAUUACAUUUACUUUGUAAACAUAUUUAUAAAAUACAUAUAUUAAUCUUGGAAACUAAUAUUAAAUCACAGCUUAAAAUUAUUUAACAGAAAUUUAGUACCUAGUAGUUUUAUUGACCCUUUAACAUCUUUUAAGACACUGAUUAUUUUAAUUAUUAUACCCAUGCAGUCUUUAUAUGUAGUAUUAGUAAAACUGCUAAAUUAUUAAGAAGAUAAAAUAAAUAUAAUGAGAUUUGCAAGCAAAAAUGCAUUAAUGUUUUGGUUAUUAUAUAAAAAUAUAUGAAAAUUAAGUAAUUAGGAAAAUGCAUAACCGAAAAAAACAACUAAUAAUAAGUACGCACACAACUAGGAAUGUAGGCAACCCAGGUUACACGUGGUUGCGUUACGGGUUUUAUCCCACAGAAACCGUGCAUUUUCCCGAAGACAAAUGAACAAACAAACACAACAAAGUUUAUUUUUUUUUAAUUGUUUUUUUUCAGUCGCUUUUAAUAUUCCCAACAUCCCCAUUGCACCCAAAAUCUCAAAUAAAACCGAGAUAAUUUCUCUUAAGUAAAACCUUUUGUCACUAAAAAACACAGCCUCGUAUUAACGACUAAACUACGUGUAUUCCGGAAAUUAGGUCGUUUAUGCCAUUGGAAUGGUCCAUAUCGCCCUGCUCGAUCUGUUCCUUAAGUUUUUCCAACUCCCUUAUCCCCGACAUCGUCGUUUCGUAUUUGUGAGCCACUAAAGACCUGUAAAAGUGUAUGGC